AUGGCGCAGCCGCAGACGUCACCCCGAGAUGCGGUGCAGAGCUACCUCGAUCUUCUACGGCAGCUUGACAGCCCAAUUGAGAUUUUAACGAUUCGGCCUCUGCAGAACGAGAUAACGCUGUCUUCCGAAGGCUCUGCCCGCCCUGCCAUCAUACCAUUCGUGGACGGCGACGCGUGGGCUUUCGCCGUGGCGUACCCUGAUUGCGUUCACUGGUAUGACAGCAGACGCGGCAGACAUGUUGCAUCGCUAUCAUCACCUGAUGAGCGCAUAAUGACGAAUCACUGGACCGGGCCUGUACACGAGAGAGACGAAGAUUCCAGCAUCUUCAUGCUGAUGGGUAUCCGAUGUAUCCAGCGUGGCUGCCCGCACAUCCUUCAAGAGACUGCUGUCAACCUGGCCUCCCAUCUGCGUGCACGGGUCGUGAUCGAACUUCUCUGCGAAAAGAUAGACCCAUCCAAGCAAUCUCCUGCUCUGUCGAUUGCGGAGCCCGAGGAUGUCUUCGUUCCACCGCCGGUCGACUUCGGCUGCAGCCCCCCACCCGCCACCGCUUCUCUGGUACAGCCCGCAUGCAAACGAGUCUGGCAGGAGAGUGGCUGCAACGUGGCCGAUGCCAGGACAAUCCUCGCAAACCUCAACGAGGCGUCCUUGGCUACGCGUGCCGUGGUUCGGGCGGCGGGUACACCUCUAGACUUCUUGUGGUUGCUAGUGCAGAACAUGUCAUCGACAAGCGCAUUCCACGACCGACUCAAUUCCACUCUCUUCUAUGAGGAGAUGGCGCGUCAUCAAACAGAUAACGAUGUCAAAGAAGCGAUGAAGCAUCCGAUCGAUGUUCGAGACAUGCGCAUCGUGCAGGCACGCUGCAAGUUUUGGAAGGACAUCUGCGAGCUACGCAGCGAGUGGGAAGAAGACAAAUAUGUUUUGCUGCUGGCCUUUCCGAGAGCGGUGACCGGGCGGACUGGCCGGGCGCGGCAUAUCCACGAACUAGAACAGAGGCUGGAUGAUCGUGACGACCGGCUUCGGCAGUAUCUCCAUGCUGCGCGGGACCUGUGCCGCGCCAUCCUCCACAAUUUUCUCCCUCGCGAGAGUCUCAUGAUAGAUAUCUACCAUCUGAAGCAGCAUGAGCCUUUGUCUGACGAGAUCAAGGCGACGCUUGCCAUAAGCAUGGCGCAUCGGCUCAUCAUUUCGCGCGAAGGCUUAACAAGCGAAUCAGAUAGAUAG
This is a messenger RNA of Beauveria bassiana ARSEF 2860, 1218 nucleotides long. RefSeq lists its product as uncharacterized. The transcript is spliced from 3 exons. Lineage: Eukaryota; Fungi; Ascomycota; Sordariomycetes; Hypocreales; Cordycipitaceae. Bases 1 to 1218 code for a protein of 405 amino acids. The record is from RefSeq and is a predicted model, not a curated record.